AUGGCUGCAAAUCGGCCACUGGAAAAGCGUCAGGAAACUACUACUACGACGGCAUCGUCAACUACAACAAGUACGACAACGACGACGACCUCGAGCAGCACAAGCACCAGUACAUCUACCAGUAGCUCCAGUUCAUCAAGUUCGUCCUCAUCAUCAUCCUCGCAGAGUACCAGCUCGUCGUCGACUCCAUCCAGCAGCAGCUCGAGCACAGUUUCCACCCCAACGUCCACCUCUGUCACCGUGACACGCAGUACAAACUCGAAUGGUGGGGUCGUAACGCUCACACGAACCGUAUCGGGCCCUGCAGUGCCAACCUCAUCGAGCAAUAGCGGCGGCGGAGGGGGUGGAUUCUGGGACAACAAGACAGCCGUCGGUGCCACCUUUGGUAUUGCCGGUGUAAUUGGCAUCGUCCUCGCCUUUCUCUUGAUUACGACCUGCAUCCGGCGUCGUAGAGCCCGCAAGUUUGAUCGUGCAGUGUCUGAAGCGGCUGCAGAGGCCGCAGCCACCAAUGCGGAUCCAUUCCUAGGUGAGAACGAUGAUGCCGGCUACCGAGGAGCUGCUUGGGACCCGAGAAGGCGCUCUUCUGCUGGAUUUGGAUACGGAAAGCUACACGACGAUCCCUUCGGUCAUGGUGGUCCUACCGCAAUGGGCGCGGCUGGGCUGUACGGAAGACAUCAGUCGAUGAACAAUGGACAGUAUCCAAAGGACGCAUACGGGAUGAACGACCUUCGUGGUUCCGGAACUCAGCCGUCUGUCUACUCUGGCACUACGACCUAUGCCAGCCAUCCCUCGUAUGGAGCAGGCACAGGUUACUAUACAAAUGACCUCCCACCUGUCCCUGCUCAGCAAAACGCCUAUGGCCGACCAUCCUUCGGUAGCACGGCUGCACCAGGAAUUGCUGGUGUCGGUGCAGCAGGUGCCUAUGGCCAAGAUACGCAAGCGGCUUACCGCCAUGCGCCAGGGAAUAGUGUCGAUGGAACCGAGGACGCGUAUGGCGGCUAUGCACGCAAUAGCGUUGUUGAUCCUUAUCCGAACCCAUAUGGAGGACAAACCGCAUACCCAGGACCAUCCUCCCCCCGAACAAGUAACUCUUCUCCACCAGGCCCAACGCGCUCGCCACCGCCCGUCAGCCGGUCGCCACCUCCAGCCGCCCCACCUAGUUACUCAAACCACGGUUCACAGGCGAAUGACCACUACUACACCCGCAACGAAAAAGCACGACCGCUUUCAAGUGGAUCGGGUACUCCAGGUGGAGGGAUGACCAUGCCUUUACCUCCCGCAGCUCCAGCGGGAACAAGUGCUGCACACUUUCAACCCCCCGACAUGACGCCUGGUGUUGGGACGCCCGACGAAUCAUACAACAACGGUGGCCGUAUCCUCCGCGUCGCCAAUGAAUGA
Messenger RNA from Serendipita indica DSM 11827, 1398 nucleotides. NCBI's taxonomy places the organism in Eukaryota, Fungi, Basidiomycota, Agaricomycetes, Sebacinales, Serendipitaceae. The record is from the annotation of a GenBank genome assembly.